Malania oleifera is the source of this 2714-nucleotide messenger RNA. RefSeq names its product autophagy-related protein 13b. The coding region runs from base 405 to 2324 and encodes 639 amino acids. The transcript has 4 exons. The record is from RefSeq and is a predicted model, not a curated record. Gene Ontology annotation, biological process: mitophagy; protein localization to phagophore assembly site; piecemeal microautophagy of the nucleus. Lineage: Eukaryota; Viridiplantae; Streptophyta; Magnoliopsida; Santalales; Ximeniaceae. Gene Ontology annotation, cellular component: phagophore assembly site; extrinsic component of membrane; Atg1/ULK1 kinase complex.
GAGUCUCCUACCAAAGCACAACACACGCACGGCACAAUACAAUACGAACGAAAAAACUCUCUCUCUCUCUCUCUCUCUCUCUCUCUCUCUCUCUCUCACACACACACACACACACAUUCACACCAAGCCCACUUCCAUGAUGGAAUAUUGAGUCCUGGUUUUACCAAGUCAUCUGCUUUUCCCUGUGCUAUGCUCUUAGCUCUCAACCAUUCCUGCUUUCUAGGGUUCUUCGAUUCUGAUUAGGCAAAUUAAAUGAGAUAGGAAUACUCAAAAACUCAAAUCCCUGCGAACCAUGCGGGAUUCUCGGGAGUUUCGUGCAGAGCAAGAACUCGUGAACUUGAAAUAUUUUCGAGUGGGUUUGUAGGGUUCGAGCUGUUUUAAAUAUUUGGGGUUUGGGUGAAGUUAUGGCAUCAUCUCAUGGCAGUACUCACUCAGACGCGGCAAGAAUGGAGCAAAUAAUAACUGAGUUCUUUGCAAAGAGUCUGCAGAUAAUACUUGAAUCAAGGUCCCCUUUUGUGUCAUCGCGUAAUUAUAGUGGAGACCAAGUCACGUCUUCUCCAUCCUCAUCCACAUCCUCCUCAUCAAGCGUGAGGCCGAGAGAUAAAUGGUUCAAUUUAGCGCUUCGAGAUUGCCCUGCGGCCCUGGAGAAUAUUGAUUUCUGGCGCCACAGCAACCUUGAACCGAUGGUGGUUGAUGUCAUUCUGGUGCAGCGACCAUUUGAUUGGGACCCGAUGAUUUGUUCCCCAAGAAUGGGUCUCGCUAGGAACACCUCUUUGAAGGAGUGCCUUCCAAAUUGCUGGAAUUCAGAGCAAGAAGAGUUUGGGUGUGAGGAGAGGAGUAAAAAGAUUAUAGAGAGAUGGAUAGUGCAGUAUGAGAAUCGGAAGAGCAGGGAUGGAAGUUCAGGGAGCAGGAGGUCAAGUGUUUUGCAAACUUUGUAUAAAAAAUCAAUAUUAUUGCUGAGAUCUUUGUAUCUAACUGUUAGGCUCUUACCUGCAUAUAAACUCUUCCGUGACCUGAAUUCAUCUGGCCAAAUUCAUACAUUUACGCUAGCUCCUCGAGUGUCAUCCUUUGUUGAGCCUUUCACUCGUAGAGAAGAUUCAGAAAUGCAGCGGUUUGGGUUCACCCCAGUGGAUACAUCAUGCGGUAGGCUUUGUCUUUCAGUGAUGUAUUGCUCCUCGCUCUCGGAUGUGAGCUCUGAACCCUCGACUCCUAUGACUCCGCGGUUUAUUCCGGAUUAUGUAGGAAGUCCGAUUGCUGAUCCAAUUAAGAGGUUCCCCUCUCUUCCAGUCAUGGGAUCCCCUUCCUCUCCAUUUUGGAGGCCUCAUAGCUGGAGUGAUGACCUUUUUAAAGCCUCACCAGCUUCCGCAGGUUCUUUGUUGCCCUCCCCCACACAUUCAGAAUCUCGUUCUUUGGUUUCUAACCCUAGUUCCCGCCGCUUCCCACCAAUGAGCAUGCCUGUUCACCCACCUGAAACAUCUAUAGUUCAUAACAAAAAUACAAGCUUUGAUGAAUAUUGGCCCUCCCCUACCUUUUCACCUUCCACUUCUCCAUCGCCACCAAUAUAUAUCCCUGGGAGUCAUCCAUCGAACGCUAUUUUGCGCUCUGAAAGUGCUCCAGUUAGGAUACCCUCAGCAAAGCUUGUUAAUUCCCCUCUAUUGUCCAACAAGCAAAUUUUGCCUCAGUCUCCUCCCCUCAAAGGUUCAAGACUUGGUAGUUCCAAGACUGAUAAACAUACAAGUUCAACUCAAACUGGUGCAACACUUGAGAAGUUCUUCUUUAUUGGGAAAGAUGAAUCUGGAAAAUUUUCUGGGGUCAAGACUUCAUGCAACAGCUCACCACGGAUUUCUGUUUCUAGAAGCUCCAGCAGGUUGUCUCUGCAGGAUGAUUUAGAUGAUUCUGAGUUUGCCUGCCCCUUUAUUGUGGAUGAUGAUGAUAUGACAGAUACAAGUAGCAGACCGGAAUCUUUUGAUCAAAGGGGACAUCUAUGCGAGCAAAUUGAGCCUGGAGGGUCAUUUCCUGUAAGGAAAUCACAACAUGCUGCUGUUGGUGCUCUUGUACGUAUGUUGAAGAAAGCCCCACCUCUCUGCCAAGGCUUCUCCAACUCAAAUUUGUCCCAAGCAUCCAAGCCUGAAUUCUGGUGUGAGAGCAUCCAAGAGUUCAAUCAGAUCUCUAAAGAGCCUGCGGUUCGGCAUGCUACUUCAAGUGUAAUAUCUUCUGGUUUUGUUAUGUCGAAAACAACAGCCGAUGCCUUGGAAGAGCUCCGAGGUUACAGAGAGAUGAAAGACUUGUUGCUUGUUAAAAGUGGUGGAUCACAGACAGGCUAAUUUUGCUUCUGCAGAGAAAACUUCCAGUAGAGGUAUGGCUGGGUUAUGAGCUUGCGUUUCCAGUGAAUCCUUUGCACAUAUGUGUAGCAUUUUGACUCUUAUGUCGUAGCUUUGUGUGUCAGCUUGAAGCACACGUACCGCGGUGCCAGUUCUAUUACUGUACAUAUCAGUGAGUAAAUAGUUGUUCAUACAUAAAGGCUAUAAAAUCUCUUCUUCUGUGCAAGAAAACAUAUGAAGGAAAGGGGUAUUUAUAAUUUGAUGGAAGGGCGCUGGUUUGAUGACUGAUGUAUAUAUUGACAUACUACUCAGGUAUCCUCCACCAUAAUCUUUAUGUAAGAGCAUGCCUUUCAGCCUCAGUUAAUCAUGCCUUCUUGCAAGGCUAUUUUAUUU